UACCAGAGCCUGCUGCCAGUGUGGUACACCAUGCUCUCCCAGUUCAUAAUCUACGACCCUAGCAGUAGCACAUGCGAGAAAGAGCAGGUUCGUGGCGCAGUAGGGCAACCUGUGUGUGCUCAGCCAGUCUGGGGCUAUGGUCCGGACCAACAAUAAACGUUUGGUGGCUGGCGUCGUGUCGAAUCACUCGCCGGCAGGCGGCGCUCCGGAUCGACAAGAUGAAGAAACAACCCGACACGCCAGCGUCCAGAGCUGCAGGAACGCAAAACGCUAUCGGAAGUGCCGCCCCCAAUGGCGAGUCGAAGUCGAGCGCCGGCCCCCGCGAUUUGCGGCACGACACGACGUCGUUGGGAACAAGGACACGAAAGCGGUCAGCCUGCCGCCAAGCCCAACGCAUGUGCCAUUGGUUUCUUGUCACUCAACUUUACUUGGCCCAGCAUUGUCGGCCAUUUCGUUUUGUCCGUUUAUUUCUUUUUGCCCCCCACCUAGGGCCGUUGUCUGAUGUCUGGUGGGUGCCUGACGUCUGCUACCGUGGCAACACCGCCUUCUUGGCCUUGGGGGGCCCGUUACAACUUACGUAGUACAGCGCUUGAUUGCCUGUCCAGUCGGCGGGUGGCUUCAUGAACCGAACUAAAGUGUCUGAAGCCCUGGGACUGACCCCCGCGAGCAGGAUAGUUUGCGGCUGACGACUGGAGCAUCCACUGCUAUUUCCUUGGCCGUACGUCGACCGGGCCGAAGGGCUCACCCAUUCGACACUGGGGGUUCCCACCCCGGGCAUCGGCCGAGGAGUGGAGUGAGGCGAGCAGGAGGCAAGCAGGAGACGAGCCCUCAUGACACCAUCGUUAAGCGAUGCAAUAGGGUACUCGUGUCGAGGCCUCCUGGGAUGGUUCAAGGGCUGGUUGACGAAUGACGCGGCUGCGAAGGCAUCCGGCUACCGGAUAUCCAUCUCUCCUUCCCCCUUGUAGAGGA
Molecule: messenger RNA, 969 nt
Organism: Colletotrichum navitas
Lineage: Eukaryota; Fungi; Ascomycota; Sordariomycetes; Glomerellales; Glomerellaceae
Exons: 1
Coding region: 72-581 (169 amino acids)
Source: RefSeq, a predicted model, not a curated record